This is a messenger RNA of Hydractinia symbiolongicarpus, 1399 nucleotides long. RefSeq lists its product as uncharacterized. Lineage: Eukaryota; Metazoa; Cnidaria; Hydrozoa; Anthoathecata; Hydractiniidae. The record is from RefSeq and is a predicted model, not a curated record. The transcript has 13 exons. Bases 160 to 1293 code for a protein of 377 amino acids.
UGAAAAAUCACGCUAUCUGGUCUAAAAUUCAUGUCACUGUAAUUGAGUGUGGCUAAUAUGUAUGUUUCCUUUUAGAAAUUUGAAAAUUGUGAUGAUAAAGUGGGAUGCAUCAAAUUUGAUGACGCCUGCACUAACAAGACUAAUUGCAAAGGGAUUGCCAUGUAUUUUUACAACACAACUACAAUGGAGUUUCAUUUUUAUCUUUCCACCAAUCAAAAAUGGAUGGGAUUUGGACAAAAAAGUGGAACGGGAGAAAAAAUGCUUGGACUACGGGGUGUGUAUUGCUCCGCUGUGGGUACCAAUGCAACUGUAUCAUUUUUUGAAGCAACUGCUCCUGUUGGAAAGCCAUCAAUUUUCAAUUCAACUUCUGAGAUUACAGGCGUAAAAGUUAUGCAGACAGGCGUGAAUAAUGGCGUAACGUUUUGCUACAUUACCACAAAGAAGAAUGUGAUGGACAUAAACAAUGUUGUUGUCCACAGUUUCAUCGACAAUCAAAUAAAUGCUAUCGCCUAUGGUGAUGUCGAACCUGCUAGUACUGGCGAACCUACCCAAACACAUACGGCUGCAAAAUUUCUUGGUAUGGUGGAAUGGAUGAGGUUUCGCUCGCCCAAACCUUCAGUGGACCUGUCACUCUUUACGUUACAAAAUUGUAAUAGCAAAGUUGGUUGUCUCCGUGUUGAUGACUGCAACGAUAUCACUAUGUGCAAAGGGAUUGCGAUGUAUUACUACAAUAGAACCACCAUGAAACUACAUUUUUACCUCUCGACCAAUCAAAAAUGGAUGGGAUUUGGACAAAAAAUGGGUGGAGUUGACACCAAAAUGACUGGUCUACGAGGAGUGUAUUGUUCUGCUGUUGGUGCAAAUGCCAAAGUAUCAAUUUUUGAAGCAACUGAACCUACUACAAAGCCAUCGAUUUUCAUACUAGCUUCUGAUAUUUCAGGCGUUGAAGGCGUGCACACAGGAAUUAAUAACGGCAUAACAUUUUGCUAUUUCACUACACGAGAAUCAAUAACUGACAAUAAUAAUUUGGUUGUGCACAACUUUACGGACAGUCAGAUCAACGCUAUCGCUUAUGGUAAUGAUAAUACAGCUGCUACCGGCGAACCACAGACACAACAUACGGGUAGAAAAUUCCUUGGAAUGGCAAAAUGGAUGAAAUUUCCUAUAAAAGAUGAUGGCGGAGAAAAAACGGACAACGGAGGCAAAACUGCUGCUGCUGUGGCAAUGAAAGGAUCAUAUGUUUUGUUACUCUCCUUCGUGUUAACCUUGGUUGCAACUUUUCGAUGCCAUUAAGCGUGGUUACAUGUGGUAUAAUCAUAAACGAAAUGUGAAUGAACAUGGAUAGAACAUUUUUUAUAGGUUUUGCCGUUUUUUUGUUAAUGGUUAAAAAAUAUUUCUG